This is a messenger RNA of Colletotrichum graminicola M1.001, 270 nucleotides long. RefSeq lists its product as uncharacterized. Lineage: Eukaryota; Fungi; Ascomycota; Sordariomycetes; Glomerellales; Glomerellaceae. The transcript is spliced from 2 exons. The record is from RefSeq and is a predicted model, not a curated record. Bases 1 to 270 code for a protein of 89 amino acids.
AUGUCGUCCCAAAACCCCAUCCACGACGCCGCCAAGACAGCCGGCCAGAAGAAGGACACCAGUCCCUCGAACCCCAGCGUCAUCUCCUCCGAGGGUGCCAUCGGCAAGCAGUUCAACCCUGAUGGUAACAUUGGCCAGAUUGGCGAGGCUGUUGGCGGUCCUUUCUCCAAGGAUGGAGUGAUCGGAAGUCAAUUCGAUGCUAGCAAGGAUGGCAUCGCUGGAACUGUAGAAAAGGCCGUGGAUGGGCCUAGGAACCCAGCCAAGAAAUAG